This is a messenger RNA of Euleptes europaea (tarantolino), 345 nucleotides long. Its product is annotated as gastrin/cholecystokinin-like peptide. The transcript is spliced from 2 exons. The coding region runs from base 1 to 345 and encodes 114 amino acids. The record is from RefSeq and is a predicted model, not a curated record. Gene Ontology annotation, molecular function: hormone activity. NCBI's taxonomy places the organism in Eukaryota, Metazoa, Chordata, Lepidosauria, Squamata, Sphaerodactylidae. Gene Ontology annotation, cellular component: extracellular region.
AUGCACCCCAAGAUGUUUGCCUGCCUGCUGCUGGCCACCCUCGUAGCCACUGGCCUAUCUGGAUCCAUGCCCACAUCCCGCCAGGUGGACAGCCGAACAAAUUAUCACAGGACGGCCGAGCCAGAACCGGAGAGGACACAGAGGCUCAUCCGACGGCAGUGGCCCGAAGGGCUUUCUUUGGACCAGAAGCAUCUGAUCUCCCAGUUCCUGCCCCACAUUUAUGCUGCAGAGCUUUCAGGGAAGGAGAAUUCUGUACAGAUGGAUGAUGGCUUCCGCAGCCAUAAUGAUCCCAGCUGGCUGGACUUUGGACGCCGAAGCUUAAAGGAUGUGAAUGAAGAUGCCUAA